AUGCCUACAAAUUUGAAGGCCAAAAGAGGGAGGAAAGAUUACUGUGAAUGCAAGUCAAAGAUACUUAAACUGGUUUUCAUAGCAUACAUCAAAGAAGCUAAAAUUGUUAAUCUUUACAAUAUCAUUUUGGCAAACGAUGUAUGUAAGUCAUUAAAUAAUACUAUUUUAUUCUUCUUCUUCUUCCCUGCCCUAGGAGGAAAUUCUUUUUCUCAUGGUUACCACUUAUGUACCGGGCUCUUGAUGAGGAAGACACCCUAUCUUGCCCUCCUUGAAUUAGGAGGACAUUGUAGGGUAUCUUGUUGA
Cokeromyces recurvatus is the source of this 303-nucleotide messenger RNA. RefSeq lists its product as uncharacterized. Lineage: Eukaryota; Fungi; Mucoromycota; Mucoromycetes; Mucorales; Mucoraceae. The transcript has 3 exons. Bases 1 to 303 code for a protein of 100 amino acids. The record is from RefSeq and is a predicted model, not a curated record.